AUGAGUGUAAACGUGUUAGAUUUAAAUCACCAAGAACUAUGUGAACUAACAAACUCAACACUUUCAAGAAUUUUAAGCACAGAUCCUUUAAUGAGCGAUUUACCUGGUGACAUACAUUUAGAAGAAAUACAAGCACAGAUAGCUGCUGUUAAGGGCCAGUAUUUAACAGUACAAGUUGUGCGAACGGAACAAGAAACCUUAAAAAUAAUGAUUCCAGAAAGAGGUUCGACCGUGUUAGAUUUAAAAAAAGCAAUCAAACGACACUUUGAACUUCAACAAAUUCGAAACAAAGAUAAAACCAAAAUAUCCUGGAAGUAUAUAUGGAGGACUUAUUAUUUGCAAUUGGAAAACAGAGUUUUGGAAAAUGAUAAUGUCGUAUUGAAGGAUUUUGGUUUGAGAAAUAAUUCAAAAUCAAGUUUGUUAAACGGAGACGAAUGAAACAUAUGAAAUAAAGACAUCAUGUUCAGUAUUUUAUACUCAGACAAAAAUCAUUAUUGGAGACU
Molecule: messenger RNA, 503 nt
Organism: Ctenocephalides felis (cat flea)
Lineage: Eukaryota; Metazoa; Arthropoda; Insecta; Siphonaptera; Pulicidae
Product: U11/U12 small nuclear ribonucleoprotein 25 kDa protein-like
Biological process (GO): mRNA splicing, via spliceosome
Cellular component (GO): U12-type spliceosomal complex
Source: RefSeq, a predicted model, not a curated record